Pseudogymnoascus destructans is the source of this 3478-nucleotide messenger RNA. RefSeq lists its product as uncharacterized. The coding region runs from base 52 to 3237 and encodes 1061 amino acids. Gene Ontology annotation, biological process: regulation of transcription by RNA polymerase II. NCBI's taxonomy places the organism in Eukaryota, Fungi, Ascomycota, Leotiomycetes, Thelebolales, Thelebolaceae. Gene Ontology annotation, cellular component: Rpd3S complex. The record is from RefSeq and is a predicted model, not a curated record. The transcript is spliced from 5 exons.
GUUGCGAAAACACGGCGGCGAGCCAAGCCAGGGGCGACAAGCGAUGCGACGAUGAGUACGAAUCCCAGACACACGCGAACGGCCGCGACCAACGGACCCGACGCCGACCGCACCACGCGGGCAACCUCAACAGAGAAAUCGCGCGCGGCGAAAACGUUCCUCGAUAACUGGGUCGAGCCGUCGCUGCCACCACCUGCGCCCAGCUUCACGGAUCACCUGCACCUGAGCAUCGAGCGGUACGGCGUGCUGGAGAACAUGGUGCCCCUGGGCACGAUGCCUACGGCGAAGGCGAAGAAGAUAGGCAAGGACACGCCACGGAGGGCGGUCAAGGCGGAUGAGUCGGAGGUGGAGGCGUCUACGUCGCGCGAGCUGGUGACGCCAGAGCCCCAGAUCAACAUCAUCAGGAAGCGAUCGCAGUCCGGGAAGGCGGACGACGAGGAUUGGAACCCGAGUACGCCCAGCGCGCAGGCUAGGAAGAGCGCGACAAAGACCAAGCAGAGUGCUGAGGCAGGAGCGAUGAUGUCGCAGUCGCCGCAUCACAGCAAGGAAGAGAGGGACAUGUUCAUUACAGACAGGGCUGUGCAGUUUGCGGUCGAGGAUGCUAUAUUGGAUUACAGAUGGCCUACGGCGUACGCAUUACGGACUAUGUACAAUGACCACAGGAUCAACCCGCGCAUCCGCCGGCUUUUCAUGCUCAUCUUUACCGACCAGGCUACGAAGGAGGAGAAGACCGAGUUCCAGUGUCUGAUGACCUACAAGAAGAAAGAAGGCGCGAAGGACAACAAGGCCCAGCGUUACUUUGACGAACACGACAACCUUUAUUCACCCGUGAACCUGUUCCAGAAGUCUUGGAGUUUCAGUGGUGCUUCAAAGAGGGCUUCUACAGAAGUGGCAAAUCGUGCAUCGGCGUCCCCACACAAAGAUACGUCUCACGUAAGUAAAAAGGCAAAAGUCGGCCACGCCCAGCAAGCCGGCAGCCACACCACGCCUCACAUUCACCUUAAUGUGAGCGGAAGCAGCAGUGCCAGUGGCAAGCCGGCCGAGAUGAAUGGAACAUCCAAGGGCAAGCCGGCAGUUUCUACCGCGACACGGAGCAGAUCGGUGUCGAGCAGCUCAUCGCUAUCAUCACUUGAUGAAGCCGUCCUCGAAAGUGAAAUGGCCGAUAUUUCGGAUGAGACGGCCCAAGGCGAGGAAAUUAGUGAGAUGAGCCAUGGCACCAAAGCGCUGAGGACGCGGCGGGAGGAACCCAGUCGUUCUGCCGAAAAGACGGCGCGCAAUCAAAAGGCCAAGCAACCAAUUACAUGGCAUUCAGCGCACGCCCCAAGGCCAAACCCGCACACCUUCACUGCUGUCAACACUAAACCUCCUGCUGCAUCAACACCAUCAUCACCUCCUGCUCUCUUCCCCAAUUUAUCGUUCAACGCCAACAAUCGCAACGGCACCGGCGACAACGUGAUGCGCCCGUACCUUGACGAGAACUACGCUCUACCCCAGUCCCUCUCGCUACCACCGCAAAAUCUCGUGCGCUCUCACAAGAAGGGCGCCGCUGCUGCGCUCCGUCGCAUCACGACACCUCGUGACGAGGAAAUUAUUCGUCGCAAAAAAGAAGCCAAGGGCAGGACCGACGGCGCCAUUUCCACGCGCCAGAGCUUCGUGCGGACGCCGGUGCAGGGGCCUGAUUUGGGGUCAGGCAGCGAGGCAGGUGAUGGGGGCGCGGCGGGGGUGUCGCAGCCUACCACGCGGCAGGUGUUACGUUUUAGGCGGAGGAAUCGCGACGAUGAGUCGGAUAACCACAGCUCGCCGACGAGACUGUCAUUUCAACUUGACCUGGCGCCGGGAUCUACGAGGAAUUCAAGGGCGAAUACGCCGAUUGCGGGAGCGAGACCAACGCGGAAGGCAAAGAGUUUAGGAGCACGGAUGAAGUCAUCACCAAAAAAGAACCCCCAAGGAACUUCCGCUGGUAUCCCAAGAGCCAGUGGGCAAAGAGACAGUCCUGUAUCAGGUGGCCCAGGAGUCAACUUUGACGAAAACGAUGAAUACUGCUCAGCAUGUGGAGGCAACGGCGACCUCGUCUGCUGCGAUGGAUGCACCAGAGCAUUCCAUUUAAUCUGUGUCGACCCUCCAAUGGAGAGUGUUAGCCAGUUACCACCAGACUGGUACUGCGUCUCCUGCGGUUCCCUCCGCACCGGCCCAGGCGCCACCCACCGUCGUCGCGGCUUAUUCGGUGAACUCACCAUGCUCGUCGAGAAGCGCAACCCCUCCGCCUUCCACCUCCCCUUCUCCAUCAGAGACUGGUUUGAAGGCGUCCGCACCGGACCAGAGGGCGAGUAUGAAGAGGGUAACCCUCCGAAGAAAAAGCAAGAAGAAGCCAUCGACUUCCUCCGCCUCAAUGACGCAAAGGGCAACCCCGUAAUCUGCAACUCCUGCUCCCGCGGCUCCGGCGGCACCCUCGCCAUCAUCCCCUGCAGCUUCUGCGGCCUCCACUGGCACCUCGACUGUCUCGACCCACCUCUCGCCAACCCCCCCGCCAUCUCCUCUACCCGUCCCUGGAAGUGCCCUUGCCACAUCGACGACCUCCUUGAUACCGUGCCUGGGGCGCUGGGGCCGGCUCACCGCUUCCGCCGCGUGAAGGGGAGGUCGGCGAUUAAGCCCGCGCUGAAGAGGGGGAUUAGGAAUGAUGGACAUGUAGAGGUUGAGGUGGCGGGGAGUGAGGAUGAGGAGGGGGAGGAGUUUUUUGAGGAUAGGGAGUAUGGGAGGGUGUAUAUGUUGCCGGAGAAGGGGAUUAUUCUGGAUUUCAUCUCACGUGUCCACACAAAACGCCGCACCGAAACAGCACUCACAGACCCCUACGCCGUCGCUCCCGCCCCACCUACCGCCACCACCACCGCCACCACCACCGCACAACCCCUCACACCCCGCAACAUAGCUGACCAACAAGCAGCCCUCAACCUCGCGCAACUAGCGACGCAAUCAGGCCACCCACCUACUGACAGCACGAACCAGCUCAUCACCGCGCUGCUGACCGAAGCGGCGCCGGCGGUUAUCGAUCUGGUUGCGCGCGCUGAUACGGGGGAUAUCACGGAGCGGGUGUUGGCGAAGAUGGAUGUGCAGGCGUUGAGGGCGGUGAGGGGGUUGAUUGAUGGGGUGUUGGCUGGGAGAGAGGGGAAGAGGACGAGGGAAGAUGAAGGGGAGGUGGAGGGGGGGGAUGAGAAGAUGGUGGUUGAGGUUGAGAAGUGAGGGGGGAAUAAGGGGGGUGUAUCAUAUUGUAUUCGUUUGGGGGAACUUUCCAGACGGAAGGGGGGAUUGGAGAUGAGAUAAGAUAAGAUAGGAUGACUGGGGCUGGGUUGAGCGAUAGAAAGUUAAGAUGGUUAUGGGGGGGAAAUAGGUUGUAUCGGGGAUGAAUCGCCAAGUUAGGAGAGGGUUGAGGUGGGGGAAGUAAAGACAGUAGGAAGGAUAGCAAAUCCAAGCCUGAGAAUGC